GCACCGGGAGCGCGCGCGCGCCCGCCCGUUCGCCCGCCCUUCGGUACCGCGAGCGCCUAUCGCGGCGCCUGUCGCGACCGCCGCCUCGCCGCCGCCUCCUCCUUCGGGCCGGGAGCGGAAUCGGCGCCCGCGCCUGGACUCCCCCCGCCCUUCCCCCCUCCCACUAUUAUCCUCCCUCCCGGCGCUCCCGCCCGCCCGGGAACGCGCGCCCCGCUCCCGCCCGGCGAGGGAGAGCCCCGGCGCUGCCGCCCGCCCCGAUCCCCUCCAUGGCUCCCGCGCCGCCCCGCUGAGCCGGAGCCGCCCGCCGGGAGCCGCGGCUGAGCGCGGCAGGAGGGGGCGGGAGCGGGGCGGGAGGCGGGGGCGCGGGGGGUGCGACACGCGCGGGGAGCGGCGGCGGCCGCGGCAGGAGCGGAGGAGGAGCGGCAGGAGCGGGGAGUCCCGGCGCGGCCGCGGCAGCCCCGCGCGGGCGGGCGGCGCUGGGAGCGGCCGGGAUUUACCGUGGUGGCGGUGGGCGCUGAGCGGCGGGGGAGCCGGGCGUCCCCGGGGCCGCCGCCUCUCGGGCUGAGCCCCCCCGCCCGGACCAUGGCCGACGACGACGUGCUGUUCGAGGACGUGUACGAGCUCUGCGAGGUGAUCGGCAAGGGUCCCUUCAGCGUGGUGCGGCGAUGCAUCAACAGGGAGACGGGGCAGCAGUUCGCUGUGAAGAUCGUCGAUGUAGCAAAAUUCACUUCAAGUCCUGGAUUAAGCACAGAAGAUCUGAAGAGAGAAGCCAGUAUUUGUCACAUGCUGAAGCAUCCUCACAUUGUUGAACUGUUGGAGACAUACAGCUCAGAUGGAAUGCUUUAUAUGGUCUUUGAGUUUAUGGAUGGAGCAGACCUGUGUUUUGAAAUUGUGAAGAGAGCAGAUGCUGGAUUUGUCUACAGUGAAGCUGUAGCCAGUCAUUACAUGAGACAGAUACUGGAAGCUCUACGUUACUGUCAUGAUAAUAAUAUAAUUCACAGAGAUGUGAAGCCACACUGUGUACUGCUUGCCUCUAAAGAAAAUUCAGCCCCAGUAAAGCUUGGUGGCUUUGGGGUAGCAAUUCAGUUAGGAGAGUCUGGGCUAGUUGCUGGAGGACGUGUAGGAACACCUCACUUUAUGGCUCCAGAAGUGGUAAAAAGAGAACCAUAUGGGAAGCCUGUAGAUGUUUGGGGUUGUGGUGUGAUCCUGUUUAUCCUGCUAAGUGGUUGUUUGCCUUUUUAUGGAACCAAGGAAAGAUUAUUUGAAGGCAUUAUUAAAGGCAAAUACAAGAUGAAUCCUAGGCAAUGGAGCCAUAUUUCUGAAAGUGCCAAAGAUCUGGUGCGCCGCAUGCUUAUGCUGGAUCCAGCAGAAAGGAUAACAGUGUAUGAGGCACUGAAUCACCCCUGGUUAAAGGAGAGAGAUCGCUAUGCAUACAAGAUUCAUCUUCCAGAAACAGUAGAACAAUUGAGAAAAUUCAAUGCAAGACGAAAACUAAAGGGGGCAGUACUAGCAGCUGUGUCAAGCCACAAAUUCAACUCCUUCUAUGGUGACCCCCCUGAAGAGCUGCCAGACUUCUCUGAAGACCCCACCUCCUCAGGAGCAGUCUCACAGGUGCUGGACAGCCUGGAAGAAAUUCAUGCACUUACAGACUGCAGUGAAAAAGACUUAGAUUUUCUUCACAGUGUUUUCCAGGAUCAGCAUCUUCACACGUUACUAGAUCUUUAUGACAAAAUAAACACAAAAUCUUCACCACAAAUCAGGAAUCCUCCAAGUGAUGCUGUACAGAGAGCCAAAGAGGUAUUGGAAGAAAUUUCAUGUUACCCAGAGAACAAUGAUGCAAAGGAGCUAAAACGUAUUUUAACACAACCUCAUUUCAUGGCCUUACUUCAAACUCAUGAUGUAGUGGCACAUGAAGUUUACAGUGACGAAGCUCUGAGAGUCACCCCCCCUCCCACCUCGCCCUACCUGAACGGGGACUCGCCGGAGAGCGCCAACGGCGACAUGGACAUGGAGAACGUGACGCGCGUGCGCCUCGUGCAGUUCCAGAAGAACACGGAUGAGCCCAUGGGAAUCACUUUAAAAAUGAAUGAGCUGAACCACUGCAUUGUGGCAAGAAUUAUGCACGGAGGAAUGAUUCACCGGCAAGGUACGCUACACGUAGGAGAUGAAAUCAGAGAAAUAAACGGAAUCAGUGUGGCAAAUCAAACUGUAGAACAACUACAAAAAAUGCUUAGGGAGAUGCGUGGAAGUAUUACCUUCAAGAUAGUGCCAAGUUAUCGCACGCAGUCUUCAUCCUGUGAGAGAGAUUCCCCCUCUACAUCCAGACAGUCCCCCGCUAAUGGUCAUAGCAGCACUAACAAUUCUGUUUCGGACUUGCCAUCAACAACACAACCAAAAGGAAGACAGAUCUAUGUAAGAGCACAAUUUGAAUAUGAUCCAGCAAAGGAUGACCUCAUUCCUUGCAAAGAGGCUGGCAUCAGAUUCCGAGUUGGUGAUAUUAUCCAAAUCAUUAGCAAAGAUGAUCAUAACUGGUGGCAGGGUAAACUUGAGAACUCCAAAAAUGGUACUGCAGGUCUUAUUCCUUCUCCUGAACUUCAGGAAUGGCGAGUUGCUUGUAUUGCCAUGGAGAAGACCAAACAGGAGCAACAGGCCAGCUGUACCUGGUUUGGAAAGAAAAAAAAGCAGUACAAAGACAAAUAUUUGGCAAAGCACAAUGCAGUGUUUGAUCAAUUAGAUCUCGUCACAUAUGAAGAAGUAGUAAAGCUGCCAGCAUUCAAAAGGAAAACACUAGUCCUACUAGGUGCACACGGUGUCGGAAGAAGACACAUAAAGAACACGCUCAUCACAAAACACCCCGACAGAUUUGCUUACCCCAUUCCUCACACAACCAGACCUCCAAAGAAAGAUGAAGAAAAUGGCAAAAAUUACUACUUUGUAUCACAUGACCAAAUGAUGCAGGAUAUAUCAAACAAUGAAUAUUUGGAAUAUGGCAGCCAUGAGGAUGCAAUGUAUGGGACAAAACUGGAAACAAUACGAAAGAUCCAUGAGCAGGGACUAAUUGCAAUACUUGAUGUAGAACCUCAGGCAUUGAAGGUCCUGAGAACUGCAGAGUUUGCUCCUUUUGUUGUUUUUAUUGCUGCACCUACAAUUACCCCAGGCAUUAAUGAGGACGAAUCCCUUCAGCGCCUGCAGAAGGAAUCCGAAAUCUUACAGAGAACAUAUGCACACUACUUUGACCUAACAAUUAUCAACAAUGAGAUUGAUGAAACCAUCAGGCACCUGGAGGAAGCCAUCGAGCUCGUGUGUACAGCCUCCCAGUGGGUCCCGGUCUCCUGGGUCUACUAGACCAGGAAUGAGAGAAUUGAGGAGGAAAAAAACAAAACACAAAUCUGUCAUUACUGGGAACCACCUCAUACAUGGAAAACCUCUUCGUUAUUGACCUUGUGUCAGCAGGUCUUGGCCCCUAGAGACUACCUAGAUGUAGUGUGACCUAAAAUAUAAUUAUUGUCAUGUCCGAAUAGAUAGGAGGAGGGAGAAAAAAAGAUGAAACACUAAUUUAAAGAGACAGUAUCUUUUUUUUAAUCAUUUCUCCUAAACUUUAAUAAAAUGUAUCUUUAAAUGUAUGUAUUAUUCAGUCCUUUGGAAUGUUAUAUUUUUGGAAAUCAUAGCUUUUUAUUUCAAGGGCCCCUACAAACUGCACAAAAUAGAUGCUGCUUUCUAUAAUCUAUUUUAAUAGUAAUAAUAAUAUGAUUCUGUUACCUUAACUUGGGGGUGGAACACUACAUUCUUUUUAGAGUCUGAUUUUAUGGAUUGGAAUACUUUGCUUUCCUUUAUUUAUUUGAAGUAAUUAGUCUAGUGGUUACGAAACAAAUUCAUAAAUUUUAAAGGCCUUUUUUUUCGCGCUUUUUUUUUUUUUUUCCUCUCCUAGGAUAGUAUUUUUAAGUACUUUUGUGUAACAUCCAGAUAAUGUGAUACUGUCUCUUUGAAGAACUCUGUAAAAGUUUUAGAAAUUUGAAAUUGGGUCUUGACUCUUAAUGCAUGUGGACAGUCGCAAGCGUUCAUGCCGUUGGUGUAUCUGUGUUGAUAAAACCUGUAAUCUACAGCAAAGUACAUUCCGUUCAUGGGAACACCUACCCAAGGGAAUAAAGCAAAAUAUUAUUCUGACUAAGUUGUAAACCUAUGCACAUCCCUUGCAUUUUGGGCAACUUUAUAGAAAAAAAAAAAAAAAAAAAAAGAAAAACUGAUUUUUAUUAAUAAUAAUCAUGUAGUGAAAUGUGUUUGUAAUUUUGUCUCAAUUUAAUUUGUUGUAAGGUGGGAGGGGGCAAUUACUGGUUUCACCAUUUCAGAUCUGUGUUGUCUGAGAGUAUUAACGUUUUAAUUAAGUUGAAGCAAAGAAUUGCUGAUUUUUAAUAUGUAUGUAAUUGUUUAAAGAUGCACACAUUUUAAAAGAAAAUACUGUGCAAUGAAGAAACCAGUUUAGACAUUGCGAUAAACUGACUAUUCCAAAAGACUCAUCUACAACAGCCCUGUAAAUUCCUUUAAAAAUGGUAAUUGACUCUACAGUCUGACCAAUUUUUUUUAUUUUAAAUAUACUUCCUUUUAUGUGUUCAACAAUUAAAUGCUUUUGGGUCCUUCAUUUCAUCACAGGGAGUUUCAAGAGCAAAUCAGUGACUCAUGCAGUGAGGAAAAGUGUCUUAAAGUCUGUAAGGGAAGCCUUUGUAGGGACAGAGCCUGCAGUCUGUCCCAGGGGCUCUGCUCCUCCUGGAUCAGCACAAGAUUCCUUCCACAAAGUUGGAAUUAGAUCAGAAGUA
Molecule: messenger RNA, 4811 nt
Organism: Oenanthe melanoleuca
Lineage: Eukaryota; Metazoa; Chordata; Aves; Passeriformes; Muscicapidae
Gene: CASK
Product: calcium/calmodulin dependent serine protein kinase
Exons: 26
Coding region: 583-3345 (920 amino acids)
Biological process (GO): protein phosphorylation; regulation of neurotransmitter secretion
Cellular component (GO): cell-cell junction; basolateral plasma membrane; plasma membrane
Molecular function (GO): protein kinase activity; ATP binding; signaling receptor binding
Source: RefSeq, a predicted model, not a curated record